This is a messenger RNA of Alternaria novae-zelandiae, 1191 nucleotides long. RefSeq lists its product as uncharacterized. Bases 1 to 1191 code for a protein of 396 amino acids. Gene Ontology annotation, molecular function: protein binding. The record is from RefSeq and is a predicted model, not a curated record. The transcript has 3 exons. Lineage: Eukaryota; Fungi; Ascomycota; Dothideomycetes; Pleosporales; Pleosporaceae.
AUGCAUCCACCCAGGAUGGAUAACAGUGACGACUUCAUUGAGAUUUCGCACGUUCCAGAUCUUGUUGACGUUACCCCGUCGCAGAUGCUCAUGCAAACGCCAAUUACCAUCGAAUGCGGAACGGACCUCGCGACUAAGCUCAUCUUUCAUCAAGAGAUCAUAUGCUGCAACAGCAAGCAACUCAGCAAUCGAUUCGAAAAGGCGAAGCCCCUCAUGGCUAACUACAAGAAGGCUGACGAGUUGCGAAACGACUUGGCCAGAUAUGUAUUUCCUGAAGUCGACCCGAAGGAGUUCGAAGAUAAGAAGAUGGAUAGACAGGCUAUACCAUUGAUCAAGACAGCAUCCGAGAACUACCCUCUGAUCGGAUAUGCCAGUCUUGUCAAGAAAACCAUCAUGGACGCAGUAGCGAGCGAGAUGAUCGCCAAGACCAACAGAAAGACGGCACAAAAUCCUGCAGCCGAUUUGAGUCUGGCAGGCCGUUUGGAUCUCCUCAAGCCCCACGCCGUGCACACUGUAGCCGCGAAGCUCUUUACCUACGUCCAUCGCAUCAACAAGGCCGAGAUCCGCAAGGCUGAGGAGGACAUCAUGAAGGCUACCGCUCAGCACCGCAUCAUACUUCCGGGUGUUGACGAGUCAACAGUUCGAGCGCUCAUGCAGUGGAUCUACCAAGGUCCGCAGCCGUUCGAAGGGUCGGAACAGACCUACGCCGUCAUGAAACUCGCCGAGAGGCUCGGUGUUGAUGUGCUUGCCACCAAGUGUUGCGACGCGUUGUUCAAAGCCACUAACGCGAGUAUCGAGUGCGCCGACGCCGACGGUACCUCUUUCCAGACGCUCAUAGGAUAUGGCACGAAACCCGCCGCUGACGACAUUGUGAGAGUUGUUUUCGAGCACGCUAUGAAGGACGGGAACGCGCCUGAGAAGCUCAAGACCCUCGUUAUCGACGCCCUUGCCGGGUAUCUGGAUCCAGAACUAUGGCAGCACGUUAAGGGACGGAUCAGCCACAAAACAGCACUCCAGAUAAUAGAGGCCAUGGUUGAAAUGCGACCACUUGUCAAAACCGAGAUGGACGGGCAAGACAGCAUCAAAUCCGAGAGCCAGGAAACCUCCAGCGCGACCGUUCCAGAGAGCAUGGAAGUCGACGAGGACAAGAAGCCCAUCCACGUCAAAGAGCAGAAGCGAAACCACCUCUGA